Molecule: messenger RNA, 1680 nt
Organism: Saccostrea echinata
Lineage: Eukaryota; Metazoa; Mollusca; Bivalvia; Ostreida; Ostreidae
Exons: 1
Coding region: 1-1680 (559 amino acids)
Biological process (GO): negative regulation of translation; protein polyubiquitination; proteasome-mediated ubiquitin-dependent protein catabolic process
Molecular function (GO): ubiquitin protein ligase activity; zinc ion binding; translation repressor activity
Source: RefSeq, a predicted model, not a curated record
AUGAGCAGGAAUAUAGGAUUAGGGGCGCAGACUGCCAUGAACAUUUGCGCCGAUUGUAACGAGCCCUCUGUGUGUACAUGUUCUUUGUGUGACAGCAAAAUGUGCAGAAAACACAUGAUUACCCACAUGGACACAGUUCAUUCGUUAACUGAUAAUGAUUCAGACAAAACAAAAUGCUCUGUUCAUUCCAAAAACUUCCUGAAAACUUUCUGUAGAACUUGUCGUCUGCCACUUUGUGAUAACUGUGUGACAGACGGUGGCCAUGUUGCCCAUGAAAAAAGUGACCUCGACGCCAUCUUGGAAUAUUUCAACGAAGCCAUUUGCAAUGAAAGCCAAGAGUUAGUAAAUCACAUAAGGCCUUUUUAUCAAAAGAUACUCGACAUUACAAAGGAAAGGAAAAAUGGAGUCCCGCAUAACUAUAAGAAAGUGAAGCAUGACAUCAAACAGUUAGGGGAAUUCUUGCAUAAAGAAAUUGAUAGUGCAGUAAUGACUUUGCAUGCUGAAUUAGAUGAGAAAGAAAAGAUCGAAAAGGAACAGCUAAAGGAGCAGGAAGAUGUUUAUUCAGAAAGAAUUAAAAAAUUAGAUGAAACUGUUGUACAAAACAGGCAGUUAAUGAGUUCCAACAAUCCAAUCGAAUUAACGAAAUUUAGCUCAAGCCUUGCUUAUUUCCAUGUAAAUCCAAGUCAAGUUAAAGUAGAGUCGCCUAGAUUCUCUCCUAUAACAAACAGAAAUGAAAUUAAAGAGAAGAUAUUGGAACUUUUUGGAGAGGUUGUGUUCGAUGUAUCCGACAACCUUGUGUCUGAUUUAAAAGUGGAGAACGCAAGUGCAACAAAAGUGCAGCUUCUGGAGCAACCAGGAGUUUUAGAGGUUCUUAAAAUCGAUUUUCCUCCUGACGCAAAUAAAAAUAAAUUGUAUAAUUUAUGUUGUAUAAAUCCAGAGAAAAUUUUGGUCGGUGGGAAUGAUAAUUUUCUUCACGUAAGAGCAUUCUCACCAAAUGAGUAUGAUAACCACAAAGAGUUCCAGAAAGUCAAAAUAACAUGCGAAGGGGUCUACUUUGUUCUCGCGUCAAAUGGCGUGCUCUUUUAUACAGGUAAAAUUGACAGGACCGUGAAAAGAUUAAAAAGCCUUAGUUCUACAGGAAUUGCUACUUUUCUGCAAUUUGAAAAAUGGGAACCAAGAGGACUAGCAAUGACUUCUUCGGACCACCUACUUGUGUGUCUUUAUAAGAGGAAGCAGUCCAAAGUAGCAAGGUACAAUCAGACUGGAAAGAUCGUUCAGGAAAUUCAAUACCACAACGAAAAGCUCUUGUUCGAAAAUCCUAUGUUCAUCUGCUGUAACAAAAAUGGGGACAUUUGCACAGCAGAUAACGACAAACACGCCAUUAUUGUCGUUAAUCAAUUUGGCGUCUUUCAAUUUUCUUACGAUGGACGCAGUGUACUAGAGAAGGGUAAAAUUUUUCGUCCAUGCAAUAUGGCAACAGAUCACUUGUGCAAUAUUAUAGUAACGGAUUUUGAAAACCACAAAAUCCAUCUUCUUGAUAAAUAUGGACAAUUUAUUCGCUCUCUGGACCCUGAUGCAGGGAUCAGUCGCCCUAGAGCCAUUUCUAUAGAUAAGGAUGGGAAAUUAUGGUUUGGAGAAUGCUUCAGCGGGAAAGUCAAAGUCGUGCAAUAUCUUAAAUGA